Messenger RNA from Amborella trichopoda, 1779 nucleotides. RefSeq names its product Pseudouridine synthase family protein. The record is from RefSeq and is a predicted model, not a curated record. Gene Ontology annotation, biological process: enzyme-directed rRNA pseudouridine synthesis. Gene Ontology annotation, molecular function: pseudouridine synthase activity; RNA binding. NCBI's taxonomy places the organism in Eukaryota, Viridiplantae, Streptophyta, Magnoliopsida, Amborellales, Amborellaceae.
GUUCUGGUUUGGAAAAUGAAUUUGUGAAGUUUUGGAGCUACGAGUCGUGGGCCUCAUGGCCAUUGUCCUCUUUUCUGUAAAGCCUCCUUCGAUUCUCGUUCCUCUCCACUCCACUCCAUCGAAAACCCUAAACCCCGCUUCUCUCCUUCUGUUCCGCAACCCUAGAUCAAAUUCUUACCAUUCUGCUGUAGGUAACAAUGGCGCAAUUGAACCAGAGGAAGAAGUUCAUGGCCAUGGAGGUCGGGCAGAAGGCUAUGGAGGGCUUCAGUUUGAAAGCAGCGUGGCGGUUGGAUCAAAGAAGGAACGGAUCGAUUCAUGGCUCUCUGCUCGCAUUGGCGAUGUUAGCAGGGCUCGUAUACAGUCGAGCAUACGCCAGGGGUUCGUCAAAGUGAAUGGACUCCCUAUAACUAAGGUUUCCCAUAUUGUCAAAGUAGGCGACAUGGUUGAUUGCACAGUUUCUCACUUACAACCAUUAAAGGCUGAGCCAGAGGAUAUGCCUUUGGACAUUAUAUAUGAAGAUGAUCAUGUUCUUGUUGUGAACAAACCUGCACACAUGGUUGUUCAUCCAGCCCCUGGUAAUGCUAAUGGUACACUUGUAAAUGGCAUUCUUCAUCACUGUACACUUCCUGCUUUUGGACUCCCAGAUGGCGAAUUGACUUCUGAAUCAGAUGAUGAAUGCGACAAUGGAUUAACCAUGUUUAAUCCAGACCCAAUAUCCACUCAGUGUAGAUCUUCUAUUCGCCCAGGCAUUGUUCACAGAUUGGAUAAAGGAACGAGUGGGCUACUUGUGGUUGCCAAGAAUGAACAUUCCCAUGCCCAUUUAUCUGAGCAAUUUAAGCUCCAUACAAUUCAUAGACAGUACAUCAGCCUUACGUGUGGUGUUCCUUCUCCAAGUAAUGGAUGCAUUGAGAUCCCAAUAGCUCGUGAUAUGAAUAACAGGAUCCGCAUGGCUGCUGUUUCCGGGCAAAAUAAUACCAGGAAAGCUCGCCUUGCUACCAGUAGAUACCAUGUAAUGGAGGUUCUUGCUGGAGGUGGUUCUGCCCUCGUGGAGUGGAGAUUACAAACUGGACGGACCCAUCAGAUCCGAGUCCAUGCCAAGUACAUAGGGAACCCUCUAUUGGGUGAUGAAGUUUAUGGAGGAACCAAAAGCAUGGCACUUUCAAGACUUCGGCCCAGAACUCCAUCACAUUAUCAUGGCCCUCUAUCUCAGCUUGUCUCCAAUCUGCAAAGGCCCUGCCUCCAUGCUUUUUCUCUUGGGUUUAAACACCCUCAUAGCAAAGAAAAUGUCCUGUUUACAUGCCCACCGCCUCCUGACUUCGCCGAAGUCUUACGCCAGCUACAAAGCAUCAGAUCCAGCAAUGUUCGGUGACUCUUGUCUGGGAGGUGGGCUCAACCAUGCAUUAUGGAAUCAUGGUGGCCUUGGUGAUCAAACUGCUUCGCUGAGUUUGUUUCUUUGCUGAGACUAUCCCCCUCUUCUCAACCCAUUUCUCACUGUUUGUGUUCCCAUGGUUGAACGGGGACUGAUUAUUGGCAGUGAUAUCUGUUUAUUUCACAGAGUUGAUUGUGUUUUCAUACACUAGUGAUUCUGUUUACUUACAACAGUGAGUCUCAUCAUUUUGUAUUGCAGUGAACAACUACUUUUUAUGUAAUGAAGCUCGACAUUGGAAGGCACUGCUAGUUUGCAUCUAUAGAUCUCACCAUUUAUCUCCAUUGUAAUUGAUUAAACAGAACUAUUUUGUAAAUGAAUUAAUUUAUAAAUGCUUCACCUCAUGUGUUCUC